AUGGACACUAUAUUUUACUUUAAUCAAAACUUAUCCUCGGUGGAUUUAAAAAAACUAAAUAUUAGUAGAUUAGUAUUUUCUAAAGCUCCCAAUGAUAAAACAGUAACAACGUCUUCUAAAGAGAGGAAGGAAAAUACAAGAAUGGGCAAACAGGCGCCAUCUGUCUACGCAGCCAAGAUAAAGACGAAAAUUCACAACACAUCGUCAUUUUUCAAGCUCUCUUUGAAAACCAACAACAAGGCUCUUGCCCUAGCUCUGGUUGCUCAGAAGCAGAGAAGCAGAGAGCUGGAGAUGGAUGUUGUGCGGCUGAGGAAAGAUGUACAGGCUCUUAAUUUUGAUCUUGCCUUUCAGCGUCAUAAAAACAAACAAUUGUUUGCCAUUAUACGUGAAUUUUAUGACUCUUCCCUUAACUGGAUGGCAAAGGCAGUGGAUAUUUUUUCUAAUGAUGAGGUUCCAGAAAGUAUGGAUUCAGAACACGGCAGCACUGAAGGUAUGAGAAGUCAAUGUGCUUGUAAAGAGAGGCCUCUCACCCCAGAGAGGGACAAUCCAAUGCAGCAAAAUACCCUAUAUGAUGAUGAAAUGGAGAUGACCAUUACUGAAAGUGGUGCUGAAAUAGUGACAGCUGAAACAAACAUGAGAAGAAACUCUAGAGUUAUGGAAAAACAUCAGGAAAAGAAGGAUUUGUGUCUAUCGGAAAAGAGUAGCGAGAGUAGAUCUGCAGAGGAAGAAGCACCAGUUGAAUUUGGUCGAUCAAAUUCUGCAGCUGUUCCACAAGCAAUAACCAAUGCAACACCGCAUUGCUCUCUUGCUUUCCAGAAUGAGGAAGAGCAUUGUCAGGAAAGAGAAAAGUGUUGGAUUGGAGAUAAUGAAUCCGUAACGGCACACAGGAAAACUCAUGUCACCUCUCGUCAUAGUAAAAGUAGACGGCACACAUUUAAACGGACAAAUCCAGAUCCAAGGACAACUUACCUAAUCUCCCAAGAUUCCCCAGAUGACAUUUUAAGUGAUUGUUUUAGUGAUCUUGAGGUUCAGAAUUCUCAAAGAAGUAAGGCAAUUCCUUGGGAUGGAAAUCUUUCAAGCAAAGCUGCUACAAAUAAUGCAGAGGAAGCUCAUGCUACCCAGGAACCCAAGAGUCAAAAUGAAAAUAUCAGGAGAACUUAUAUAGUUCAAGAUGAACUAAGACCUCAGAAGAGAAAGAAGACUCAAAUCUCGUCCUUUACUAUGAAUCAUGGUUUAUCGAAUGCACAGGAAGAUGUUGAAUCCACCAGUACUGUGUGCCCAGAGGCUGCUGCUACAGAUGUGCAUGUCCAUGAGACCACAGUCAAAGUUAAAAAACACGCAAACAAAACACUAGCACAUCCACUUCCUCAGUAUGAAGAAUGCAACACACGGAAAAGCAGAGGAACAUUUGUUAUACAAGCCAGUAAAUCAUUUGUCACCAGGAAUUCAACAGACAUUUUGAACGACAAUAUAUUAGAGGAUGCCAACAGACCAGGAGAUUCAGAGGAAGUAGCAUCAGAAAUCCAAAUGAUCCCUCAAAUUAUCUGUUUAGAUGACAUUGCAGAACAGCAAAUCGAGCCAGAGACUGUUCCUUACAAGAUAUCAGGUGAAAACAUCUGUUCAGAACGUUCGCAGUAUGUUCAUAACCUUUUAAAAGAAUCAUCUGAAUUUCCAUCAUUAGUGUCCAGUAAAGAUAAAAAACACAGAAAAGAGGUGAAAGAUAAAAUAACAAAGAGGAAUGCUGCAGGAAGAGCCAAAUCUAAAACAGGAACAAAGAAACAGUGGAAUAAUUGUACAAUAAGUAGUUAUGGAAAUUUAGCAACUGAAAGGCAAGAUGUGGUUGAUCUUCAGAAUAGAGGAGAAUGCAGUUAUUUCUCUAAUACCUUGCAACUAACAGGGAUGUCUCAUUGUUCUGCCUCAGAGGAGGACCUCAGGAAUAAACAUAAUUCUAAAACCCAUAAAAGAAACAUUGACAUGAGUGCAAGCACCCCAUCCUCUGUUGAAAAGGCUGAUCAGGCUAACCAUAUCAACAUGGAUGAUCUUUGCAUGUAUCUGGAUCAAACUGACCAGGGACAUGAUAGAAGGUGCAGGAGAACAUCUAUAAUUUCAUCUUGUCAUAAUUCACCUGGUAAACAGUCGAGUGGCAGUGGGGCUUCCAGCUGCUUUUCUGAAGAUCAUUUACGCUCAAAUGGAUCAUAUGAAGUUUUACCUGUAAUGGCUUCAGAUAGUUUUAAUGGGCACAUGAAGGACCACAGCCUUCAGUUCACAAAGGAGAGGCCUCCCUGGGAGUCUCUUGGUGGGUACCCUGAAAUGCUCUCGGAUGAGAGCUCUGCUCACAGCCCUCAACAAAAGGCCCACUCUCAAACCAUGAACAUUUGUCAAGACCAGGAGUUGAACUUGAAGCACCAACCUCCAGUAGAAGACAUGGUUAUGAAGAGUCUAACAAAUAAAGACUCGAAAGUUGGCUCUGAUUUUGGCAGAAUGCGAAGAAGAGCAGCACCAGUCUCCUACAAAGAACCUACACUCAACUGCAAAAUGAGGCGUGGGGACAAAUACACUGAUACAAAAUUCUUGAAUUCUCCUGUGUUCAAAGACAAAAAGAAAAAGAAACGAACUCAAGGAAAAGGAGGGAUCUCCCAAUGA
Molecule: messenger RNA, 2643 nt
Organism: Xyrauchen texanus (razorback sucker)
Lineage: Eukaryota; Metazoa; Chordata; Actinopteri; Cypriniformes; Catostomidae
Exons: 8
Coding region: 1-2643 (880 amino acids)
Biological process (GO): meiotic chromosome segregation
Cellular component (GO): chromosome, centromeric region; nucleus
Source: RefSeq, a predicted model, not a curated record